AUGUGUGUGACAAUGGGCGACAUCAGCGACUUGGACCGCCAGAUUGACCAGCUCAGACGCUGUGAACUUAUUAAGGAAAACGAAGUGAAAGCACUUUGUGCCAAAGCCAGAGAAAUUCUGGUUGAAGAAAGCAAUGUCCAGAGAGUUGACUCACCCGUAACAGUCUGUGGCGAUAUACAUGGUCAGUUCUAUGACUUGAAGGAGCUUUUCAGAGUUGGAGGAGAUGUCCCAGAAACAAAUUAUCUCUUCAUGGGAGAUUUUGUAGAUAGAGGCUUCUACAGUGUGGAAACAUUUCUUCUUCUGCUAGCUCUUAAGGUGCGUUACCCAGACAGGAUAACUUUGAUCAGGGGAAACCAUGAGUCCCGGCAAAUCACCCAAGUCUAUGGGUUUUAUGAUGAGUGCCUCAGAAAAUACGGCUCUGUCACAGUUUGGAGAUAUUGCACAGAAAUAUUUGACUACCUGUCCCUCUCUGCUAUUAUUGACGGAAAGAUAUUUUGUGUCCAUGGUGGCUUAUCGCCUUCAAUACAAACACUGGAUCAGAUUCGGACCAUCGACAGAAAACAGGAAGUGCCUCAUGAUGGGCCUAUGUGUGACCUUCUCUGGUCAGACCCAGAAGAUACUACAGGAUGGGGUGUGAGUCCAAGAGGUGCUGGCUACCUUUUCGGUAGUGAUGUCGUGGCCCAGUUCAAUGCUGCCAAUGACAUCCACAUGAUUUGCAGAGCACAUCAGCUGGUCAUGGAGGGAUAUAAGUGGCACUUUAAUGAAACAGUGCUUACUGUGUGGUCAGCACCUAACUACUGUUACAGAUGUGGUAACGUGGCUGCCAUUUUGGAACUGGAUGAACAUCUACAACGGGAGUUUAUCAUAUUUGAAGCAGCGCCACAGGAAACGAGAGGCAUUCCUUCAAAGAAGCCAGUUGCAGACUAUUUUCUGUGA
Molecule: messenger RNA, 936 nt
Organism: Nerophis lumbriciformis (worm pipefish)
Lineage: Eukaryota; Metazoa; Chordata; Actinopteri; Syngnathiformes; Syngnathidae
Source: RefSeq, a predicted model, not a curated record